AUGCUUGUGCGGUACGGCGCAGUCCUUCUCUUUCUACUCAUCUCCCUCGGUAGCGCCGCGGGCAAUCGGUCUAAUAGAACCUACCUUCUCCAUUUCCAGAUAUCACCACGUGCCAUAGUCUCGGACGCAUGCGCAUCAUACUCAACCCUCGAUCGCCUCAACAGCAAUCUGAAGCCGGCCAUCGACGACCUCACGAGAUCGACCGACUUCUUCUCUCACUACAGACUGAACCUCUUCAACAAAAAAUGUCCAUUUUGGAACGACGAGGGCGGCAUGUGCGGCAACAUUGCCUGCGCCGUUGAGACGCUCGACAACGAGGAGGAUAUACCCGAGGUCUGGCGCGCCAGCGAGCUCGGUAAGCUCGAGGGCCCGUUGGUUGAGCACCCCAACAAAAAGGCCCAGAAGGAGCAGCCGGAGAAGCCGCUACGCGGGAAGCUGGGCGAGGAUGUGGGCGAGAGCUGCGUCGUCGAGUACGAUGACGAAUGCGAUGAGCGCGACUACUGCGUGCCUGAAGACGAGAGCGCCUCCGCCAAGGGAGAUUAUGUCAGCCUGCUGAGAAAUCCUGAGCGGUUCACCGGGUACGCCGGGGCCGGUGCCGCCCAGGUCUGGGAUGCCAUAUACCGGGAGAAUUGCUUCUCGCGGUCAUCGUUCCCGAACGCGCCAAAAUCGCCGUCGUCAGGUUUGGGCGGCGACCUCUCGAGCAACAACAAGAACCCGGCUGCCAUGGACUUCCGAUCCGUUUUGGAGGCGGCGGGGCGGCAGCAGGUUCUACAGGAGAGGCGUGCUGAGGAGCCUAACACGCCGUUUGUGGCCAAGACGGGCCUGGAAGGCGAAGACGAGUGUCUCGAGAAGCGAGUCUUUUACCGCGUCAUCUCGGGCAUGCACGCGAGCAUCAGCAUGCAUUUGUGUUGGGACUUUUUGAACCAGACGACGGGGCAGUGGCAGCCAAACUUGGCCUGCUAUGAGAACCGUCUGCACCGCUUCCCGGACCGGAUCAGCAACCUCUAUUUCAACUAUGCGCUCGUGACGCGCGCCGUCGCUAAGCUCGGCCCGCACCUGUCGGGAUAUACUUUUUGCACGGGCGACAGGGAUCAAGACGCCGCAACCCGCGCCAAGGUCCUGGCGGUCACCCAGGGUGCGGCCAGCGUGCCUCAGACCCUGGAUGAGUCCCUCAUGUUCAAGAACGGCGAGGGCCCGUCGCUCAAGGAGGAUUUCCGGAACCGGUUCCGCAACGUCAGCCGCCUGAUGGACUGCGUGGGCUGCGACAAGUGCCGCCUCUGGGGCAAGCUGCAGACGGCGGGCUACGGCACGGCCCUCAAGGUCCUGUUUGAGUUUGACAACGUCCAGAACGACGGGGAUAUACCGCUUGUUCUUAAGAGGACCGAGCUGGUGGCGCUGUUCAACACCUAUGCCAGGCUCAGCUCAUCGCUCAGCGCGUUGGGUCAGUUCAGGCAGAUGAUCGAAGAACGUGAAGGCCUCAAGAGCGUGCAGGACCAAGAGGGGCAUGUACCCAAAGAGAGCGAGAAACCCAGCGCCAAGGGCAUACCUGAUCGGGCGAGGAAGCCUCACCGUGUGAUGGAAGACGUCGAUAACGAGACCGAGGAAGACUUGCCUCGCUAUAAAGAACCUGAGAAUCUCACUGAGGAGUUUUAUCAGGAGUUGGACAAAGUCUACAGAGUGUUUAAAUAUGUUAUCAAGCAGUGGGCUGCAUUCCCAAUGACCAUUUGGUACAUUAUCUCAAACGAGGCCACGCGGUUUUGGCAAUUCUAUCUUGGGUUACCAGUGUCACCACGACAGUGGGCAUUCCAACGUCCCAAUGUUGAUGAGCUAUGA
Pyricularia pennisetigena is the source of this 1833-nucleotide messenger RNA. RefSeq lists its product as uncharacterized. Lineage: Eukaryota; Fungi; Ascomycota; Sordariomycetes; Magnaporthales; Pyriculariaceae. The transcript has 2 exons. The coding region runs from base 1 to 1833 and encodes 610 amino acids. Gene Ontology annotation, cellular component: endoplasmic reticulum; endoplasmic reticulum membrane. The record is from RefSeq and is a predicted model, not a curated record. Gene Ontology annotation, molecular function: protein-disulfide reductase activity; FAD binding; thiol oxidase activity. Gene Ontology annotation, biological process: protein folding in endoplasmic reticulum.